Molecule: messenger RNA, 4784 nt
Organism: Lepus europaeus (European hare)
Lineage: Eukaryota; Metazoa; Chordata; Mammalia; Lagomorpha; Leporidae
Gene: ZNF512B
Product: zinc finger protein 512B
Exons: 15
Coding region: 716-3247 (843 amino acids)
Molecular function (GO): zinc ion binding
Source: RefSeq, a predicted model, not a curated record
CCGGGCCGGCGCUGUCUGCCUUCUGCGUGCCAAGUGGGGACUUGGGAGAACUUUCCUGGCGCGAGGACCCUCCCAACGCCCAGGCCCAGGCCGCCGGCACCCCUGGGCCCUGAGCAGCGGCUGUCCUGCCUUGGGGCCUCGGCCCUCGCCGACCCUAGCAGCCCCCUCCCCUCCUGUCCGGCCCUACUUAGGUAGACGCUGGUAGGGGAGGGGUCCGCUCCUCACCCAGCCCUGCGCCUGCUCCGGGGUGUCCCCAUGGAGGAACGGCAGGGUCGGGACAGGAGAGCCUCUUGCUAGUGGCCGCGAGGGGAGGUCAGCUGGUGGUAGCCCAGGUCUGGCUGGAGACCAGGUUGCCCCAGGUGCUGCCAGAGGGAGUGUGUGUGUCCAGGGACCCUCUCAGCUUCCUGGGCUGCUGGCGGGGCGGGUGGGUGUUUCCUGGGUCUGGGGGCCCCGUGGGUGCCGGGCAGGGCAGCCGAAGGCAUGGCUGGCCCCCAGCCCCCUCCUCCCUCUUGCGUACCUGGGGACACCCCGGCCAGCCGGGGGCGGGGGUGACCCUGGAUGCCUGAGGCUGUCAGAGCUGGCGAGGGUCUUGGGACAGGACUGGUCCUGCUGCACAGAGGGUGCCUCUUGGUUCCGCUGUCACACGCUUCCUUCCUUGGCCAGGCCUGGGGCGCAGCGGGCCUCAGGGCACGGCCGCCUGCUGUCCCUCGCAGAGAUGACCGAUCCCUUCUGUGUCGGAAGCAGCCGCCGGCUCCAGGGCUCCGGCAGGAGUGGGCCGGGGAAGGAAGGCGGCAGGAAGGAGGUCCGGCUGCCCGUGCUGCACGACGCACCGAAGCUGGGGAUGCCGGUGGCUCGUGGUGGACAGACGGUGGCUGGCCAAGCCCCACUCUGCUUUGACCCCGGAAGUCCAGCCAGCGACAGGACGGAAGGGAAGAAAAAGGGGCGGCCGAAAGCUGAGAACCAGGCCCUCCGAGACAUCCCUCUCUCCCUGAUGAACCAGUGGAAAGAUGAAUUCAAGGCACACUCCAGGGUGAAGUGCCCAAACUCGGGGUGCUGGCUGGAGUUCCCCAGCAUCUACGGGCUCAAGUACCAUUACCAGCGGUGCCAGGGGGUAAGGGCCCCUGGGUUGGGAAGAGGUGGCCUGGGAUGUGUGUGGGCCCCGGGGCCCCGUCCCACACCUGCCCUCCCUGCCCAGGGCGCCAUCUCAGACAGGCUGGCGUUCCCUUGCCCCUUCUGCGAAGCCGCGUUCACAUCCAAGACCCAGCUGGAGAAGCACCGGAUUUGGAACCACAUGGACCGACCCCUGCCUGCCCCCAAGCCUGGGCCGGUCAGCCGUCCGGUUACCAUCAGCCGGCCCAUUGGGGUCAGCAAGCCCGUCACGGUCAGCAGGCCCGUGCCUGUCGGCAAACCCGUGCCAGUCACCAGGCCUGUGCCAGUCGGCAAGCCCAUCACGGUCAGCAGGCCCCUGCCGGUCAGCAGACCCAUCGUGGUCAGCAAGCCAGUGACCGUCAGCAGACACACACCGCCCUGCAAAAUGGCGCUGCUGACCCAGGCUGAGAACCAAGCGCCUCGCGCCAGUGGGCGGAGCAGCGGUAAGAGAAGGGCUACCGACAGCCUGGACGCCUGCCCCAUCCCACCCAAGCAGGCGAAGCCGGAGAACGGGCAGUGCGGCCCGUCUAGCACGGGCCAGAGCGCCACCUUCCAGCUGCCAGCCGAGCCGGGCAGCAGCUCCCUGCCGCAGGGGGGCAGGCCCUCGGGGAACAAAGAGGCGCUGAGGAUGGCCCAGCAGGAGGAGGACCCUGAGCGCACAAAGCACAGAAGGAAACAGAAGACGCCCAAGAAGUUCACGGGGGAGCAGCCGUCCAUCUCGGGGACCUUUGGGCUCAAAGGCCUGGCCAAAGCCGAGGACAAGGCCCGCACUCACCGCUCCAAGAAGCAGGAGGGAGGCCCCGAGGACCUACGGAAGAAGGUGCCCACCCCUCCCACCGCUGUCAGCAAGGAGGCCCCGGCCCCCGUGGCCCACUCAGCCCCAGGUGGCGCUGAGGAGCAGUGGCAGCGCGCCAUCCACGAGCGGGGGGCCGUAGUCUGCCCCACCUGCGGCGUGGUCGCCCGGAAGACCCUGGCAGGGCUGAAGCGGCACAUGGAGGUGUGCCAGAAGCUGCAGGACGCGCUCAAGUGCCAGCACUGCCUCAAGCAGUUCAAGUCCAAGGCGGGCCUCAACUACCACAGCAUGGCCGAGCACAGCGCCAAGCCCUCCGACGCCGAGGCCUCCGAGGGGGGUGAGCAGGAGGAACGGGAGCGGCUGCGCAAGGUGCUGAAGCAGAUGGGGCGGCUGCGCUGCCCCCGAGAGGGCUGUGGGGCCGCCUUCUCCAGCCUCAUGGGCUACCAGUACCACCAGCGGCGCUGUGGGAAGCCGCCCUGCGAGGUGGACAGCCCCUCCUUCCCCUGCGCCCACUGUGGCAAGACCUACCGCUCCAAGGCUGGCCAUGACUACCACGUGCGCUCGGAGCACGCGGCCCCGCCCCCCGAGGAGCCUACGGACAAGCCCCCUGAGGCCGAGGACCUGCUGGGUGUGGAACGGACCCCGAGUGGCCGCAUCCGCCGCACCUCAGCCCAGGUGGCAGUGUUCCACCUGCAGGAGAUCGCAGAGGAUGAGCUGGCCCGAGACUGGACCAAGCGGCGCAUGAAAGAUGACCUGGUUCCCGAGACAGCACGGCUCAACUACACGCGCCCGGGCCUGCCCACGCUGAACCCACAGCUGCUGGAGGCGUGGAAGAGCCAAGUGAAGGAGCGAGGCCACGUCAGCUGCCCCAAUGACUGCUGCGAAGCCAUCUACUCCAGCGUGUCCGGCCUCAAGGCCCACCUCGCCAGCUGCGGCAAGGGGGACCACCUGGUGGGGAAGUACCACUGCCUGCUGUGUCCCAAGGAGUUCAGCAGCGAGAGCGGCGUCAAGUACCACAUCCUCAAGACGCACGCGGAGAACUGGUUCAGGACCUCCGCAGAUGUGCCACCCAAACACAGGAGCCAGGACCCCGAGGUGCCGAAGAAGGAGAAGAAGAAGAGUAGGGGAGGCGGGAAGAAGCGAGGCCGCAAGCCCAAGGCCCCGCCCCCUGAGGCCCCGCCCCCUGAGGAGUCCGCACCCAGGCCUCCCCCACGCGGGGACGACUGGCUCCCAGGGGCCAGAGACAAGGGGGCCCGGGGCUCCACUGGCCGUAAGGUGGGCGCCGGCACGCCACCUGAGAAGUGAGCCAGGGGCAGGGCUUGGCCUCACACUGCCCACUGGGCCCCAUGGUCCAGGCAGGGGCACCAGGGGCAGCCUGGCCUCCAGUUCCAUAUCCACCCAUCCGUGCGUCCAGUGGGGUGGCCCAGCCACCCUCUCCUCCCUGAAGGGAUCCCUUCCUGGGCUGGGCUUCCCAGGGGGUGCUGGGGGCAGCCACGUAAGUGUAGUAGCCUGCAUGGCCAGCCCUGGGGAUGCUCUGGUGCCCAUGGGGUCGUCUGCGCCCUUGGGCCUUGUUGGGUCCCCAACCUGGCUCCAAGGCUCGGGUGACCCUGCUGAGCUGACCGUGGCUCUGGGCGGUGAGCGCCUGAGCAGCCCCUGCUGCCACCCACACUGGAAUGCAGCACCCCCAGCUACCUCCCAGCACAGACCCGCUGCCGCUGCCCGCCCGGCCCUCCCUUCUGGUCCUUCUGGUGUCUACCUCUCCAGGCCCUGCCCUGCUGUGCUCCUGGCCUCCACGGGGGCUGCUGCUUCCCUCAGGGUGCAGGAGCCAGGAUCCCAGCCCCCACCCUGCAGGCUUUGGGGGCCCCUGGGUAGAUGGGUCCCACCUGAGGAGCGGCUGCCGUGGGGGGCACCUCCCACGGCCCCUCCCCCUGCCUGCCCGCACUGCCCCUUUGAGUCUGACCCGCCAGUGAGGGCCGGGGCUCGGCCCCGGGGCUCUGUCCACUGCCUCGGGGCCCUGAGGAGGGCUGGGGUCAGGCAGGGCCUGAGGAGUGCCUGGAGGAAGCGGCCACGCGCGCCUCCGGGGAGGACACUCAGAGGGUGGGUGUGGAGGGAGGCCCCGGUCCAGGGGAGCGGGCGGGUGGCCGAGGACACGGCCUGGACGGCGGGAAUCGCGGUGUUUGCCUGUGUGCGUGUCUCCGGGUGUAGUGGGCGCCAGUCUUGUUGCUGUGACAAGUAACAACCUUUUUUAAAAUUCUGUUUUUUAUACAAAAACUCAACAACAACAAUUUGACAUUUUGGUGCUAAGGGUUCCCUGGUGCCCACGGGCUGGGGCUGGGCCCGGGCCCCUGUGCGGGCCUGGGGGUGUGGGGUCCCCGUGUGCGGGUCUCUGCUUCUCCCGCAGCCUGGCCUGUUGCGCUGGGGAGUGGGUGUAGACACACGGAGCCUCCGCCCCCCACACCCACACCUUGGUGUGGACAGAGGCGGGGUCUUGGGGCAGGGCGGCUCCCGUGUGCGCUGCAGGCGGGGUCGGGUCGGGGUGGAGUGGGGUCCAGGGUGGGAGGUGUGUGGCCGCUUCACCGGCCUCUCAGGUAGUUGGCGCUGGGUGGGGGCAACCCCUGGGACAGCCCCGAGCCCGCAGGAGGCCCCUGCUGUGGGGAGGGGUCCUGGGAACCUUGACGUUCAGCACUUUAACCCUUCGUUGUCUUUAAGGCGUGGGGGCCGCUGCCGGAGUGGCUGCCCUCCGGCCGGGGCGGGGCGCGCGAGGACCCGCGGCCGGCCGGGCCCCGCAGAUCUACCUCUGGCUCCGCGCGCCGGGAGGACGCCGCCGGGCCCUGCGGGGGCG